UUUAUUCCCAACACCUAUAAACUGGUGACAAAACACAGCAGAACGGACUGUAGGUAUAAAUUGCUCUCCUCAAGAGUAGUCAAAUGUUGGAGUUCGCUUCUGGCUGAGUUAGUCCAGGCAACUUCCCAGGACUCCUUUAGGAGAAAACUUGACGUAUUCUAAAGGUCUAAGCAGAGUAUCUCACUAUAAUUUACUAAUUAUUAUUUUUCUUAUUUACCGUCAAUAUACCUAGGUUCCUGUCUGGAGGUGUCAGCGAUCCAUUGCUACUGGAUACGGAAGCCCGUUAAGCGAAAACUUCGAUUCCGUUCAGAACCAUUUGCCAUUUGAAGACAUCUGAGGUGGGCGUUUCGAAUUUUUCAGGAUGGAGUCCACUCCAGUUUGGGCACCAUUUUUGGGUUUAAUUGGAUGUAGUUCGGCGAUGAUAUUAUGUGCACUUGGCGCUGGUUACGGGACUGCCAUUUCCGGUAUGAGCAUUUCAUGCAUUGCAGUAUCCCGUCCUGAUAUCGUCAUGAAGACCAUAAUACCAGUUGUAAUGGCAGGGAUAAUUGCAAUAUAUGGUCUUGUCGUCUCUGUAUUAAUUGCUCAAAGAAUAGACGACAGUUACACCUUAUUCAUGUCAAUUAAUGAUCUUGGUGCUGGUUUGAGCGUGGGAUUCAGUGGACUGGCUGCUGGCUACGCGAUUGGGAAAGUUGGUGACGCCGGUGUGCGAGCAACCUCCAAGCAACCAAGAAUGUUUGUUGGAAUGGUGCUUAUUUUAAUCUUUGCGGAAGUACUUGGACUCUAUGGACUGAUAGUUGCUCUUAUUAUGUCGACAAAGUGAUUUGACCUAAAUAACUCCUUACACACUAUCAAUUCGCAUAAUAAUUAUUCCCAUAUGUUAUCUUUUCAAGAUUUUGUGAUUGGUACAUUGUCUCUUUGAUAUUGAUAAACUUAGUUCUUUUACAAAAGUCAAAGAAUUCUUC
Molecule: messenger RNA, 962 nt
Organism: Schistosoma bovis
Lineage: Eukaryota; Metazoa; Platyhelminthes; Trematoda; Strigeidida; Schistosomatidae
Source: the annotation of a GenBank genome assembly